Messenger RNA from Pomacea canaliculata, 11265 nucleotides. RefSeq lists its product as uncharacterized. The record is from RefSeq and is a predicted model, not a curated record. The coding region runs from base 715 to 9090 and encodes 2791 amino acids. NCBI's taxonomy places the organism in Eukaryota, Metazoa, Mollusca, Gastropoda, Architaenioglossa, Ampullariidae. Gene Ontology annotation, biological process: signal transduction. Gene Ontology annotation, molecular function: protein binding. The transcript has 9 exons.
AUCAGACACGUCACCUUAGUGUGGGACAGUGAGCCUGACGCUCAGACACCGAGCCUGCGUGUUAGACACACAGUGUGACGUGACAUACGGGACCUGUUAUGCGAGUAGUGUGACGUGCGACAUGGAGCCUAAGUGUUAGCCACACAGUGUGACGUGAGACAUGGAGCCUAAGUGUUAGCCACACAGUGUGACGUGAGACAUGGAGCCUAAGUGUUAGCCACACAGUGUGACGUGCGACAUGGAGCCUAAGUGUUAGCCACACAGUGUGACGUGAGACAUGGAGCCUGAGUGUUAGACAUGGAGCCUACGUGCUAGCCCCACAGUGUGACGUGACAUACGGGGCCCGUUAUGCGAGUAGUGUGACGUGCGACAUGGAGCCUACGUGCUAGCCCCAAGGUGUGACGUGACAUACGGGGCCCGUUGUGCGCGCGGCGUGACGUGAGAUACGGCGCCUAACAAGCAGACAAGACGGCGCAGGCGCAGGGAAGAGUUGCUGCCGGCGGUGCAGUAGCAGCGCGUGAGGCGGCGGGCGCCGUCUGGCGGUCGGUGGUGUCGCUGCGCGUGUGAGUCAGACGGUAACACCAGUCACUUCCUGUCCUCUACAUGCGAUGUGCGGAAAAACUAACUUGUGCUUGCCGCGAAACUUUGGUGGAGAUUCCAGGAACUGUCACGUGACGUCACUAGUGCGGACUGCUGACGUGGAGGUCAAGCACGAUGACGUAUGGUCACCCGUCCCACCCGCUUCUUUGUUUUCUCUCCGUUAUCUUCUUCCUCUCCUCGUCACCGGUCUCCGGGCACCCGGACACCCUGGCAUCCACCCCGCCUGCUUCCCCCCGACACACCAGUCGCAUCCCACCUGUAACCAUGACAACGACCCCACGGCCGGAUGCUAACCUGCCCGAGGCCGCAGCAGCGACAUCUGCCGUCCCCGCCAUCACGCAGAGGGCGCCACUAGACGGCGAGUUCGACUGUCCCCGGGGAGUGUGCCAGUGCUACUUGCUGAUGCCCCAGAACCAAGUCUGGCUGAACUGCACUUUGCCGAGUCUCGACAACUCCGCCGAGCAGCGGGCCACACUGCGUGACAUUCCAGUCACGCGCUCCGCUUUCAUGACGCUGACGUGUGAACAGUCUGACCCCCCUCAGCGGAGCUACCUGUCUGACGGCAUGUUCUCGCACCUGUCGCAGCUGGUGCAGCUGGAUCUCAUCGAUUGUCGCUUCCACGACUUACCUCGUCACGCCUUCCGCGGCCUGAGCAGCCUGGAGGUGCUGCACAUCAAAGGCGCCAACCUCAUUGGACAGGUGCACCCGGACUUCGCGGCGCCGUUGGGCAAGCUGCGCGCGCUGCAGGUGAUCGAGAGUAACGUGCACCAACUUCCUGCGUUGUGCGACCUGCAGCGCAUGCGCACUCUUAAUCUUUCUUACAACCACCUGCAGCAUCUGCAUCAGGCCGGCGUCAUGUGCCGCAGCUCACCGUUUCUGGCGUUAGAGCUGUUCGACGUCAGCAACAACAACCUCUCCACCCUGCCGGACUGGGCACCUGAAAGCUUCCCCCACCUGCUGCGACUGUCCGCCGCCCACAACGCCAUCCCCGCCCUGGAGGUGCACGUCUGUGAUGAGUUGUCGAAACUGAUGUUUCUGGAUCUGACCUACAACGCGCUCCGGGACGUCAGCAGCCUGAACGUAGCCAACUGCUCCAACCUCAGGGUACUGAGACUGGGAGGCAACUUGAUAGGCCAGCUACCUGCUCGGGUGUUCAACAACAUGCAUAUGCUCCAACAGUUGUCGCUGUUCAGCAUGGGUCUUGACGACAACGUCUGGGACAGAAUUUCCGUCCUGACCUACCUGGAUGAGCUGGAGCUUCAAGACAACUCUCUCAUCACCAUCCCACCCGGGGUCAUGCAGGAGUUUACCAACCUUCAGUACCUCAAUCUGUCUUCUAACCGGAUUCGCAUUCUGCCCAAAAAAGCCUUCAUCUGGCAGUACAAGCUGACGUCACUCGAUCUGUCCUCCAACGGCAUGACUGAGCUCCCUCGCCAGGCGUUCAGCAGCAACCUCCACAGCCUGCAGGUGCUGAACCUGGCCAACAACAGCCUGUCCUACAUCGAGCAGACGACGUUCUCCGGUCUCAGGGCUCUGAAGUGGCUGAACUGUAGCCACAACCACCUCAAGAGCGUGCCUGACGAGGCCUUCUCUGGCUUGUCGCAGCUGCAGGUGUUGGACUUCAGCCGUAACCAGGUGCGCUCCCUCGGUGUCGAGGCCUUUGGUCACGUGACUGCACUGACUCACGUACUGCUGGCUCACAACCAGCUGCAAGCGGCUCCCCUUAUGUCGGGGUUGACCAAGCUGCUGGAGGUGGAUCUCAGCUUUAAUAACCUGACAUCACUUCCGCCCACAAUGUUCACGAGCCUGCCGGAGCUCGUGGCGGUGAACUUACGUGGCAACAGUCUGCAGACGCUUUCCCCCAAGACUUUCCACGACUGCGUCAACCUGAAGUGGCUGGACCUGUCGCACAACCAGCUUCGCGAGAUCUCCUAUCUCCACUUCUUUAAUGUCUUGCGCCUGGAGUACCUGGACCUUAGCUUCAACCGCCUGCAGGCCAUCAGCUCAGUAUUCCGCUCCAUCAAACCUCGCGCACUGCUGCUGGCCGGCAACAACCUCGUCAGCCUCUUCCGCGGAGACGUGCCUUUGACUGUGGAGGUGCUGGACCUGUCCAGAAACCGCAUCUCUCAGAUCUCACCCUUCACAUUCAGCAGUCUCGCCAGCAUUGCCGUCGUCAAUCUGACGUUCAACGAGCUGACGUCGUUGUCAGCCAACAACAUGGAGAUUAGCUACACUCAUGCAGUGACCUCGCAGCCCGUCUUUUACCUGAGGGGCAACCCGCUCAGGUGUGACUGCUCCCUCGGCUGGUUGAAAGACUGGAGCUUGGGAAGGUUGCCUAGCAACGUGCUGCCGCUGCCCAAGUUUGAUGACUUGGACCUGUUGCAUUGCCACUCGACCUACCCCGGGAGUAACGUCAGCUCCACGGUGGAGGAGACAGAUCGCGGUCAGUUCAUCUGCACCUACAACCGCAAGUGUGGGGAGGGUUGUGUGUGUUGCGGCUUCGAUGCUUGCUACUGUAGCAGCGUGUGUCCCGACAGGUGUCGGUGCUACAUCGGUGACAACCGCUACAUAGUCAACCGCAUCGACUGCUCCAACUCGGAUCUGAUGGCACUGCCAGACCUCAUUCCCGAGGCGGCGACGGAACUGCUGCUGGAUGGCAACGCGCUGGGCACGCUGGAGGCCAUGUCGUUCCUGGGCCACGGUCAUGUACUGGUCUUGCGCCUCAACCACAGCGACAUCCACGCCAUAGAGAACAACACCUUUCGCGGGCUCAGCAGCCUCAAGGAGCUGCACCUCCAUCACAACUUUCUGACGGUCAUCUACGUGGCUACCUUCAGGGACCUGGACAAGAUGGAGGUCCUCCUUCUUCAGGACAACGAGAUCGCCUACAUCGAGGAGGGGACGUUUGCUCACAUGGACAACCUGCGAGUCCUUAACUUGGAGAGAAAUCUGCUGGUCUUCCUGUUAUUCAGUGACGUAGCCACCAGCAGCUCGCUUACGUCACUCCUGCUGAAAGACAAUCCCUGGGCAUGCGCGCCAAACUUCACUUGCCAAUUCGUCGACCUUGUCUUUAACCGCUCCGUCAUAAAGGACAUAGAGCAAGUCACGUGCUACUUCCCUGCCCCCGGGGACAAGCGCGCCAACGGAACACUGAUCUUGUCGCUGUCGCCGGGUGAGUGCACAGAGAACGUCACGGUUCCGGCAAACGUCACCAGCUACAGCGUGCAGCGCGUGGCUGGCGAGCAGCGGCUGUCCGAGAUCCUCGUGGUGGCGGCGCUGUCAGCGGGCCUCCUGCUGGCGCUGCUCGCUGUCUACGUGAACCGCCAUCUCCUGCAGGUCUGGUGCUUCACCAGGUUCGGCUGGCGCGUCUUCAAAAUGGCGCCGGGCCACGAAGACCGUAACCGCCCGUACGACGCCUUCGUGUCCUACAGCAACCUGGACGAGGAGUUCAUCGUGCAGCAGCUAGCGCCACGCCUGGAGAACGGCUACAAGCGCUUCCGCCUGUGUCUGCACUAUCGCGACUUUCCUGUCGGGGCUUCCAUCGCCGAGACCAUCGUCAAGAGCGUGGAGAGCAGCAAGCGGACCAUCAUCUUGGUCUCCAACAACUUCCUGGACAGCGAGUGGUGCAAGUUCGAGUUCCAGACGGCGCACCAGCAGGUGCUGACCGAGCGCCGCAAUCGUGUCAUCCUCAUCCUGCUGGAGGACGUGGAAGACGCCAAGCUGGACCAGACGCUCAAGCUGUACAUGCGCACGCGCACCUACCUGCGCUACGACGACCCCUGGUUCUGGGAGAAGCUCGUCUUCGCCAUGCCCGACAAGAAGGCUGAGAAGUUCCAGCGUCUGCCCAGCUCACGUGACCUGGCGUACAUGUCGCGUGUGGGUCGCGCUUGUGAAUGCGAUAGCAGCCCCAGCCCCAACCACACCGCCAGCCUUACCACCAGCUUAAAUGUCAACCCCGCCUUCGUCAACGGCCACGUCACCAUGGUGACGGAUAUGAUCCCUAACGACAUGUACGAGGUGCCGGUGGCCAGCUCGGGCAGCUACGAUGUGCUGAACGGCAGCCUGUCGGUGUCCAGCUCCAUCUACAACGCCUCGCUCAGCGCAGGCUCCGGGCACUACGAGGAGGUGACACCGCGCGCGCUGGCCAUGCGACCCGUCAUCAGCAACCUCGACAACGUCAAGCCCCCGCCCCUGCCCCCGCUGCCCAAGAAAGGACUUUUGUCGCACGAGGCGCUCAUCGCGGGGUCUCUAGGCUCUCGCGAGACUGUCUCCAGCCGAGAGGAGAACUGGGUGUGCUCAGCGAAGUCUACCAACGUGUCUACAACUGUGUCUACCAAUGUGUCUACCAAUGUGUCUACAACUGUGUCUACCAAUGUGUCUACCAAUGUGUCUACAACUGUGUCUACCAAUGUGUCUACAACUGUGUCUACCAAUGUGUCUACCAAUGUGUCUACCAAUGUGUCUACAACUGUGUCUACCAAUGUGUCUACCAAUGUGUCUACAACUGUGUCUACCAAUGUGUCUAAAAAUGUCGCCAUGCCUCAGGGGUCGAGGCCAUGGAAGGAACGGUUUCUAGACAAGAUGAGGAUUUGUCGGACUUUGGUGGUCAGCGUCGCCACGCUACUGUCCCUCGUCCUUGUGACGCCCAUGACCCCCGGCACCUGCCCCCUGCCCCCCGCCUGCACGUGCCACAGCCCCAGCGGCGACUACGACAGUUGCUACGUCACAACGGUGGACGUUUCAGACAACACCAUCAGUGCCCUGCCAUCUGAGACAACGUCACUUCAACUGAUUUGUUCAGAGUCCCAGUUUCUGAGUCACCUCAUCUGGGGGCUCUUCAGUCAUCUGCCUCGGCUUCGACGCUUGUCCAUGAGCAGCUGUCAGUUCGCAACCGUGCAGUCACGUGUCUUUCAGCACCUGCUUGUCUUGGAGUCGCUGGACAUUGUGGACUGCCGCUUUCUACAACCAUUGCCCGCGGACCUUGUCACCACCCUCCCUCGCUUGUCCUCUUUGUCGUUCAGGAGCAGUAGCCUGCACCAACUGCCCUCCUUUUGUGGACUGUCGCAGCUGGCUGUGCUCAAUGUGUCGCACCAGGCGCUGCCUAUGCUAGAACAGUCUGUCGCACAGUGUGACGACACCUUCAGGCUUCAAAGCCUGGUAGUUCUCGACAUCACCAACGCCUCUCUCGCGAUCUUCCCCGAAAAUCUGAUUAGAAGAGCACCAAACCUUCGAGAACUGCACUGUGGCUGGAACCAGAUACAAGUGGUUUCUCUACCAGAAGGUGUCCUGACACAGCUGGAAGCGCUGGACCUGUACGGAAACCAGCUGCACAGCGUGGACUUCCUGACAAAAUUACCUUUGACCCAAAUGAGAGUUCUCCGUCUCCAGGGAGACGGCAGAGUUGCGAUGCCUGUGGACACCGUGUGGCAGUUACAAAAUGUGUCGAACCUGACAUUGGCCAACCUGGACAUCGACGACAGCGUGUGGCCCGAGUUGUCUGCUCUCACCAGGCUGGAGAGUCUGGGCCUCGCCAACAACCGACUGACCACCUUCAACCUCACCUCAAGCGUGCGCGCGCAGCUGCUGCAGCUAGACCUGGCCGCCAAUUCCAUUGACCGCAUAGACGACGUGACCUUUGCUGACAUGCCCGCCCUGCGCGACCUUAACCUUUCCGGAAACUCCAUCAGCAGGCUGUUCAACAACGCCUUCAGUCACCUCACCUCCCUCUCUCACCUCAGCCUGCAGACCAACAAUCUGACCUUCAUCUCCUCAGAGGCUUUCCGUAGCUUACCCCACCUGCAGGUGCUGCACCUGGACAACAACUCGCUGACGUCACUGUCGCCGUUCGCGCUAAGAAACAUGACGUCACUCAUAGAGUUCCACGUCAGCGGAAACAGGUUGACCUUCUUGCCCAACUUCUGGGACCUCCCCUCCCUGGUCUUGGUCAACGCCAACGACAACCUGCUGACACAGUUGUUCUGGAAUGUGUUUAGAGGGGCCCGCAAGCUGGAGUUCCUUUUCUUGAGAAACAAUCGUCUCAGACUCGUCAGUAGUUUCUACGGAGACUUGCCGGACCUGCUGGUUGUGGAUUUACGGAACAACGGAAUUGAAAACAUAGCGUUGGGAGCAUUUGAUAACCUCCCUUCCCUCUCGAUGGUGCGCUUAGAGAACAACCUGCUCAGCCAAAUGGGCUUGGUCUUCAACCGUAUGAAGUCACUGCAGUCGCUGUCGCUGGACAAUAACAGCCUGUCGCAGCUGACCAUCAACAUGUUUCCAGAGUCAGUGAAGUAUAUCACUGUCAGCGGCAACCACCUUUCUUACAUCGAGCCUGGACUGUUGCUAAAUCUUCCGCAUCUGAGGAGCAUCAUGUUGAGCGCCAACUGGGACCUGGUGACAGUGGACAUCACACAGAUGCAAGUGCCGCCCACGCUGCUACCCAAGCCGGUGGUUCUCCUGGGCCCAAACCACUUUGACUGCGACUGUCGACUGGGAUACGUCAAGGCUUGGGCUCAGUACAGGCAGUCAGUGACAGUCCUUCGCCAACAUCUGCCGGACUUUCAGCACCUGGAGACCUUGUUCUGCUCCACUUACUUGGGAGGCGUUGGGGUGCCCUUCCAUGACGUGCCCCUCGAGGAGUUCGUGUGCCCCUACAAAACACCAAUAUGUUACGGCUCGUGUCCUUGCUGUACUGCUUCAUCGGAAACAACGCCCUUUGACCCCAUGUGCUCGUGCGUUCUCACGUGCCCGGAUAACUGCACGUGCUUCACAGGAGGGUCAGAGUAUGUCCGCCUUUACAACCACGUGAUAUGUACUUCGAGGGUCCUGGCUUCAGUUCCGGAGGGCAUACCCUCCCAAACGACCCACCUGAGACUGGACGGCAACAAUUUUGGGACCCUGAAAAACGACUCGCUGUCUGGCCUGGACCACACCCUCGUCCUUUACCUCAACGACAGCCGCCUGCACGAGGUGCAGGAGGGAGCUUUCCGCUCUCUCGUCAACGUCACGAGGCUCGACCUGAGCCACAAUUACCUGCAGCGAGUGAGUCGCCACACGUUUGGCAACCUGUCACGCCUGGCACACCUGUAUCUCCAUGACAAUCUGAUCCGCACAAUAGAAAGCGGCGCGUUAGAGGGGCUCACCAUGCUGGCGACCUUGACCAUCCAUCAAAACCUCAUCAAAACCCUGGGCGGCAUCUCGGGCAUCCCUCUGGGGACGUCCCUGACGCUUGCCGACAACCCCUGGCCGUGCGACUGCCACCUGGUGGCCGAACUCCUCCGGUUCUGGGCGGCCAGGAACCGCGCCAUCGCCGACCGCGAGGUGGUGCGCUGCUUCUGGUACGAGGGUGGAGCGGAGGUCAUGCGAGGCCAAGAGGAGACAAACAGGACUGGCCAGCGUGGGGUCACUCGCGUGCCCCUGCCCACGCACCCUGGAGAGGUUCCAGACCCUGCAGGACACUACAGCCUCCUCCUGGCCGACAUGCAGUACGAUGUGCUGUGCAGCACCAGGCCGGUCGUCCUCCAUCGACCACUUGUCGCCUUCUUCGACGACCAGACACACGUGGCCGCCAUCGCCGCCAUGCUGGCUGUCGUGGCCGUCGUUGUGGUGGUCGGGACCCUGAUGGUGUGGCGGAGGCGGGAGGUGCAGGCGCUGGUGUACGUCAAGUUGGGCGUCAGACUGUGGGACAAUGUUACCUCACGCCUGGACCACGAGGAGGAUGGCGGGAGCGGCGGUCAUGGCCGCCAGUACGACGCCUUCGUGUCAUACAGUCACCUGGACGAAGACUUCGUGUCGCACGUGCUGGUGCCUCGCCUGGAGCAGACGACACAUCGCCGCUAUCGUCUGUGCGUCCACUACAGGGACUUCCCCGUAGGCGCCGCCAUUGCUGAUACUAUUAUAGAAAGCAUCGAGGCCAGCAAGCGCACGCUGCUGAUUCUGUCGGAGAACUUUCUGGACAGCGAAUGGUGUCUCUUCGAGUUCCGCACGGCCCUCCACCAUGUCCUGCAGAAGGACACUCACCGUCUGGUCGCCAUUUUGCUGACGGAGCUUCCUGCGCACCGCCUCGAUUCUGAUCUCAAGGUGGUGCUGAAGACCCGUACUUACCUGCGAGUAAGCGACCCCUGGUUCUGGGAAAAGCUCUACUUUGCCCUCCCUGACCUUCCGUCCGCUAACGACCCCGGACAAAGCACUGGAGACACGAGACCGGGCACUGGAAACGCCAGACGGGACACUGGAGACAUCAGGUUCACCGUUUUUCAGGCCAGGCCUGAUAACAGAUCUCUCCAGCACGACCUCCUCAUCGAGAGAGGUGACAAUAUCAUUGGUGACACAGGUGACAAUGACAAAGGUGACGCAGGUGACAACAACAUGUGUGAUGCAAGUGACAAAGACAUAGGUGACACAGGUAACAGUGACACAGGUGACGAAGACAGAUCGCCUGCUCACCAUCCUGCCAAAACUGUUUUCCACCAGCAGCACUUGUCGUCACUAUAGUGAAGGUGAAGGCCACGGUGUCCACAGCUCUUGUUGUACGUCACAUCCUCGAUUGUAUCACAGACAAGUACAGGUGGACAGCUGUCUGUCUCGGCGAGCCUAAACAAUGACUGUGGCUAAACCGGAAGCUUUGUACACACCAGCCUCGUUUUAGUAGUCAACUGAAAAAACAAUCGUCUGCAAGGAGUCCAGUAAUUCAAGUUCGUGGUUGCUCGGACUUAAGUCUGUUUCGUUACAACAGUUUUAUAGCGUCGUCAGCACAAUUUCAGGAAUUUUAAAGUAAAAUCGCUUUCACUCAUGUUAAACUGUCAGCAUAAUGUAAAAAUGGUGGUUCUCAUGGAAGAACAGCAAAAGUAAUUUUGUAAUACAUACUGUGAUCAGAACUCCUGAGAUUUCGUACUCAUGUCUACUCUGGCGAUAUAGGUUUGCUAGAGGCCAACCAUUGAAACCAUUCUUCGUGGUUUCAUCAGAAAGUCUCUUGUUUGCCUAUUAACACACUGAGUUCUGUCUGGAAGCAGAUUGUGAUAAGUAGGGUAGUUGCUGUUAAGACGGGUUUAGACAAUUUAAAACAGCACCGAGCUGUUCUUUCUCUGCAUGCGGCAUCUGUUGACAGGGCUAGCUGCCUGCAUGUGACAUCUAUUGACAGGGCUAGCUGCCUGCAUGUGACAUCUGUUGACAGGGCUAGCUGCCUGCAUGUGACAUCUGUUGACAGGGCUAGCUGCCUGCAUGUGACAUCUGUUGACAGAGCUAGCUGCCUGCAUGUGACAUCUGUUGACAGGGCUAGCUGCCUGCACAUUGACUGUCAGAAUGCAGUUUGUUACCCACCCCAUUCACAUCCCAAGCCCAGCAUCUUCCUACUCCACUGGGAGCUAGUGAAGCUACUUCUCUUCCGAGUUUGAUGAGAGAGAGUUCUGUCACAUUCUUACGAUGAGAAGAUGACAUAACUGCUAGCAAUGGCACCGAUUUGAAUGUAUAAAAUGUCUUUUUGUACAUAAUUAUCUAUGGACAUGUUUUAAUUAAUGUCAGACUGUUUUCCUUUUUUUACGUCUACUGUACAACAUCCAGUCUCUACUAUGUGACAUCUUAUUUUCCCUCUUUUGUUUGUAUUUAGUUCCAGAAGAAGAUAUUUUCAUACAGCAUGUCAGGUAAAUCCAUCCAGAAAAUUUGUUAUACAUAAUAUAGAUGUACACAUAUAUCACAAUUGUCUUAUGUCAACUAUAAUGUUGCUUCCACUACCACGACCACCACCAUGACUAUUGUCUAUUGGUCCGUCACCACUGAUACUACUCCAACUACAAUCACAGUCACAUUGUCUAUUCUGAUGACAUUUUUCUCAACAUGAGAACACAAUGAUCUCUUUGUUUUGAUACCAUAAGUUUUAUGAUGUUUACACUUACAUUUUUUUCUUUGUAAAGCGCUUUGACCUAACCUGUUCUGGUGGGAUAAAGCGCUGUCUAAAUCCACUUUAUUACUGUUAAGACUCCUUCGACUUUAGGAAGACAUGUACAACAGGUAAGACCAGGAUAACACAGUCCACAACUUGUGUUCCUUUGAUCCCUCUCUCAGGAAAUUUCUCGUUUUAAUGUUGUCCACAUCUCUGGACUUCUGGUGCAGGGAAGCUAACUCUGUUCUACUGUUUCUUGAGCAGUUACUUCCCAUGGUAUGUAUAUAUCUAUGUAUUAUAUCGGCAAUGCUGCACCUCUGUUUCUACUGUACCUCCUAGUCUACCAAUCCUUCUGUUUACUAUCAGAAACUUGUAGCUGAAAGUCUCUUUUGACAUCUCAGUGUCUGUGUACUGUACAACAUCUACAUCUACUGUACAUAUCAACGUCCACUAUAUAACAUCAUAUUCUCUCAUCUACAUCUGCUGCACAUCUCAAAGUCCAGCCUCCACUAUAUAUCAUAUUCUCUCACCUACAUCUACUGCACAUCUCAAAGUCCAGCCUCCACUAUAUAUCAUAUUCUCUCAUCUACAUCUGCUGUACAUCUCAACAUCCAGCCUCCACUAUAUAGCAUCGUAUUCUCUCCCCCUACUUCAUUUUUUCAUAUUUAGUUAUAGACAUAAAUAUUUCUAUGCAGUAUAUGUCAGCAAAAUCCAGCCAGUCUUUAUUUUUUUGAUUUGAGAUUCAGAAAUAAAUUUUAUUUGAUAAAGUAUAUGUCAAUCAAACCCAGCCA